Messenger RNA from Equus quagga, 3598 nucleotides. It is a transcript of the gene SMIM1, whose product is annotated as small integral membrane protein 1 (Vel blood group). The transcript has 4 exons. The record is from RefSeq and is a predicted model, not a curated record. NCBI's taxonomy places the organism in Eukaryota, Metazoa, Chordata, Mammalia, Perissodactyla, Equidae. The coding region runs from base 338 to 574 and encodes 78 amino acids.
CACCCACGGCCCAGGCCCGCCCACCCUGGCCGGGCCGGGACACGUCUGCCGCACGCGGGGCGGCCCGGGCCGCAGGCGCCAGGUGAGACGCGGGGCCGGGUGCAGCUUCCUGGUGCGGCCACGAGGAGGAGGUGGGGGGCACCGGCUGCACCUCAGACCCCGACCCUUGGGCUGGGAGGAGGUGAGAUCCACUUACCAGGCUCUGACCGUCUUCCGGGGCUCCAGAGGACGCCAGGACCCCACCUUUUGAAGUCAGAGCCCUGAAGGAACGCACGCCUGCCUCGGUUUCCCCGCCCGUGAAGGCCUCCCCGGCCCUCUGCCCUCUGCCGCCCUCAGCAUGCAGCCCCAGGACAGCAGCGUCCAGUACAGCCGGUGGAACAACAGCAGCCAAGAUGAAGUCAGCGUGGCCCCUGUGUCCAGCACAGAGGAGGCCUCGGGCUAUGCGAGGAUCUCCCGGAAGCUGUGCUCGGGCAAGCUGGGCAUCUCCCUGAAGGUGCUGGGCGGAGUGACCCUCUUCUGGGCUGUCUUCAUCCUGGGCUACCUCACCGGCUACUACGUGCACAAGUGCAAAUAGCGGUGCCCAGCACGCACCCUUGGGGUGGCCACACGCGCACACUCAGGGGCACGAGAGGGACACUGCUAUAUACGAGAAACCCCUCUGUAUACACGUGUCCUUCCUAUACAAAGCCUCCCCUGUGUACACGGACCCUCCUCCAUAUACAUGGCCCCACUGGUACACACAGAUCCCCAUAUACACAGCCCUCUUAUAUACACAGCAUCCCUUGUAUAUAUGCACCCCCCCCAAAUACACAGACCCUCCUCCAUAUACACAGACCAACUCGUACACACGGAUCCCCAUAUACACAGAACCUCCUAAAUACGGUGCCCCCAUAUAUACAGACUCCCCCCAUAUACACAGAUCCCCCUAUACACAGACUCCCUUCCAUAUACACAGAACCUCCUAUACACAGCCCUAUUCCUAUACAUAGCCUGCUCCACGCACAGACCUCAGGGGCAGACACAGCUCACAGGGCACAGGUAUUGGCCCCAGGCACAUGCGGACACCAGUGUGCUCAGCAGUCACAGGCCCCCACAAUGGGCCCAGGCCUGGUGGCCUCAGGGUGGCAUCUUCCCUGGAUGGGUCCUGUGUGGAGCUGUAUGGCCCUGGGCAUGCCCCUGCCUUCUCUGGGCUCUUCUGACAACAGCUGUGCAAGGAUGGCUCUGAGCAGGGCUGUGUCCCUCUGUCCACCCUCUGAGGGCCCGAUACCCCGUCCUGGAAGUCAUUUCCUGCGCAGAGUGGGGAGAUGGGCCUCGGCCCAUCACUGUGUCUCCCCUCCAGUACAGUGGGCGUGGUUCUCCCUGGGCCGUCCACCUCACUGGGGCGGGCCCGGCGGGAAGGCUUGGUUCCUCCACCUGUGCUAUGCACAUGGCCUGCGCCGUCAUUAAACAUCUGCUGAAAGAAAGAUGGAUGACGGCCUCUCCCACGGGUCCUCCAAGCCAGGGGUGAUUCUCGGUAUCCACCUGAGGGGAGGCUAGCUGGAGGGUGUCUGGACAGCAGCCGAGAGGCCUGUGGGAAUGGUCUGUGCCGCACCCCCCCUUGGCCCUGGGCCUUGGAAUGUGCGCCCUUGUGGUUGGGCCCUCUGGUGGGAAGCCAGAACAUGGCACAGGCCUGAGGGCCAGGAUGUGCCCAGACCUGUUCCUGCCUUACCUGAGCCCGGACAAGGCCGACUCUGGGGUCAGUCCUGCCACUGCCGGGCCUUCACUCCCAUCUCCUGGCCCCCUGAGGGUCUUCAGUGCCGUCUCCUGGCCCCCCGUUCUCUGUAGGUGCCCUCCUGGGCCAUACAUUCGGCCCUCACCUACUGCAAACUCAUGUCUCAGGCCUCACAGACCCUUGCCAGAAACAUCUUAGGAAAGUGGUCCUCACCCCAGGACUGAGAGUGGGAGUCGAGGGCCGGUCAUGGUCCUUGUGAGCCCUGAGAUCGGAGGCCAUCUUGCAGACCUGGUAUCAGAGGCCAACCUGGCGGAGGGCAGGGCAGGCAGAGACCCCACAGGACUAGCCUUUGGGGACAGCAGCCCCACUUGAGGUCUGCCUAGGCCGGGCGGAAGUCGGGGAGCUGCACAGCCAGUUUCUGCAGCAUCUGCAGAUGCUCCCUGGCUCUGACCCGAGGAGGGAGGCCAGGCAGGGGUCUGGGAGCGGUGCCUGGUGGGUGUGCCUGGGCUGGGGUCCCCCAGCAGCAGUGCUUCACGAGGGGCUGGUGGCGGGCUGAGGGCUAGGGAAGCAGGUUAAGAGGCAGCGGUGGUGCGUCUGGUUCACUCAGCCCUGGUCUCUGAGCAUAAGCUCAGAAAAGCCGCUGAAAAAACUCCUCCAAAAAGAGACCCCCACCUCCCAUCCCUGUUUGGCCACACUUGGGGAGGGAGGGGUGCCAGCUUACCCACACUCGUGUGGCAUCGCCCUGGCACCCCAUCUGGAGUCCCCCCCUGCCAUCACAGGAUGGGCACUGGGGUGGGGGCUGUGGAGAGGUGGCCAGGGGCCACUGGCCUGGCAUAGUUGGGCUGCAUGGCCUCAGUGGGCUCCAAGAGGUGGGCAGUCUGCUCUGGAGGUGCAGGGGCUGGGCCCCCCAAGACCUGGUGCAGCAUCAGCCAGGCGCCAGGCAAGGCUGCAGGACAGAAGGGAGGUGGGUCCUGGCCGCCCCCGGCCUCUCCUCCUCCCUCUCUCAGGCUGCUCUGGCCUCCCUGGCUUCCAAGAUGCCCUGCAGGCUCCAGGGCCACGCUCCCUAAGCAGUUCCAGGCAGAAACAGGUCUGCUGAGGGACAGGUCAGAUACAACUGGUCGGGGCAAGGCAGCAGCACAGUGGGGAGGGGGGGCGGGGGGAGGGCCAGGGAGCAGGUGCAGUCCAUGAAAGGGGGGCAGUACUUGGGGCAAGAGGGGAAGUCACCUCAGUCUCUCCAGCUCAGUCCAGCACCACAGGGCAAUGCCUGUGGGUCCUCACAAACACCUCCUGGGGUCGGGGGAACUGCAUGGGCAGUGGAUAGCAGAGGCCCAUGCUGGGCUCCAGCCUGGAUCUGGCCAGUCAAGCCCCGUGCACCCUGAGGCCAGCAGGUCUCAGGAGCCUGGUGCACCAGCCUGGUUGGUGGAUACAGUGUCCCCUGCCCGUGGGCUCCACCAACAUCCCUUACCUGGCCCCUGUGGGGGAGGCUGCAGGCAGAGGCCCUCAGGGUGCACCCCACUUCCAUGCCAGCUGCCUCCAUGAAAUGGGACCCCCAGGCUCCAGCCAGACGGAGUGGUCAGGCUGGAGGCAGCAGCUCACGCCCCACGGUUCCCCAGGCCCUACACCCUGGGCCGAGUCCUUACAGCCCUGGGAGGGUUGGGGAGAGGAUGGGACAGGACCCUGCUGAGUCCCCAGCCAGCCUCCUCUCCCAUAGAAGUUCAGGAACUGGAUGAUUGCUAGGGGUGGGUCUCAGUGACUUGACUCCUUUGCGCAUGCCCCUGGAUGGGAUCUACCAGGGGCUCCAGGGGGUGGCGCAGGGUGCUGCAGGAAGCUGGUUCCCAGGGUCUCGGGGUCAAGGGCAGUGGCUUCUUGGGCUGGGGCCUGUGCAAC